CAACUUCUGUUAUUGGAGAGAAGAAGUAUGUACAGUUGAGAAGGAGUGACAAAAACAGAGGAAGGUUAGUUUGGUAUAAAAUAAGUUUUUCCUGCUUCAGUAUUUGUUGUACGAGUUCUCAGAAAAGUAGCUAAUGUUUAGCCAUUGCUGGCUUUACUUGCCUUACUCCGUGACGAAAGUGUUUAAUAUGAGUGGAGCUGAGCACUGACACUAAAGAGUAUGGAAGUGAUCAGGCGCAGCGUUGUGGCUAAACCUGUGCUGGUGGUGUGCAGGUCUGCUUGGAGGAGAUCUUUGCAAAGCAGCCCCACAAAUGUAGCCAUGUUCACCACAAUUCAGAGAAAGCGCCUUGUUAAAUUGAACACAGUGUUGGCAUGUUCAGCUCAGAGUCCAGAGACUACAUAUGGAAGAAUUAAGUCACUGCAGUCAUUUUCAUCAAGCAGAACUUUCUCAGUGAGUCUUUGCAAAUUCAAGAGCAAAAAUAGCAGCACUGGUCAUGAAAGCGCAGUUGACGAUGGAGAGAGUGAAGAGGAUUUCAUUGGAGACGCAGAAGUUGAGGAACUCUUUCAGCAGCAGAUUCCCACAGGUAUAGGUGAGGAGGACCACAGGGUCUUCAUUGUUCAUCCUGAUGUCAAAUGGGGACAAAAGAAGCAAUACCUGACCACAGCUGAUCUCCAAAUGGAAGAAGCUGUUGGACUGGUGAAGACAUUACAGAACUGGACCGUCGUUGACAAGAUCAUCAUCUCUACUAAAAUGCCAGAAAAGAAGAGGAUUUUCGGCAAAGGAAAUUUCCAGGCUCUCACAGAGAAGAUCAGAAGGGCACCUGGUGUUACGGCUGUUUUCAUGAACAUUGAGCGUUUGUCACCAUUGUCAGAAAGGGAUCUGCAGGAGGUCUGGGGUGUGAAGGUUUUUGACAGAUACUCGCUAGUUCUGCACAUUUUCCGCCGUAAUGCCAGAACGAAAGAGGCUAAACUGCAGAUCUCCCUGGCUGAGAUUCCUCUGCUCAAGUCACGACUGAAGAAUGAAGUUGCAAACUUGGACCAACAAGGUGGAGGUUCAAGGUACAUCAUGGGUUCAGGUGAAACUCUGUAUGAGGUUCAGCAGAGGCUGCUAAAGGAGCGUGAGCUGAAGAUUCGCUCUGCUCUUCAACAACUGAGGAAGAAGAGACACCUGCUCCGCUCCCAGCGCAAGAAUAAAGACUUUCCCAUUAUCUCGGUCAUGGGCUACACUAACUGCGGUAAGACUACGCUAAUCAAAGCUUUGACCGGUGAUGCUGGAUUGCAACCGAAAGAUCAGCUCUUUGCCACUCUGGAUGUUACUGUACACGCAGGGCGGCUGCCAAGUCAUAUGACUGUACUUUACGUGGACACAAUUGGCUUCCUAUCCCAGCUGCCUCACCAGCUCAUAGACUCCUUUUCCGCAACAUUGGAGGACGUGGCACACUCUGAUCUCAUUAUUCACGUGAGGGACAUUAGUCACCCAGAGACUGUGAAUCAAAAAGUAAAUGUACUAAACAUCUUAAAGAACCUUCAGAUCCCAGAGAAACUCAUCAGCUCCAUCAUAGAGGUCCACAAUAAAAUUGACCUUGCUGAAGGCUAUGAGUCAAACGAGCCUGAAGCUGUGCCUAUAUCAGCAUUAAAAGAGAUGGGAUUGGAGGAGCUAAAGCAGAGAGUGGAAGAAGCUGUUGUGAAGUCAACUGGGAAACAAAUCAUGACUCUGAAGGUUCAGCUCAACAGCCCACAGUUAGGUUGGUUGUAUAAGGAAGCCACUGUUGAGGAGGUGCAUGAUGGGGGAGACGACUGUACCGCCAAUGUCAAGGUAAUCAUCAGUACUGCUGCAUAUGGCCGCUACAGGAAGCUGUUCCAGGUCACUUAGCAACAGCCGGCCUGUCUCGGAGCCAGAAUAAUUGUGUCUAUUUCUGAAGUCAAUUACUCACUAUGGACAUAGCUGGGUAAAUAUUUAUUUACUGAUGCAGUUCAAAUAUAUUGUACCCGUUAGUGUAAAAAUGAUUGUGCAAAAAAAAGUCAACAAUAUGUGUAAAAAUGUAAACAAUAAAGUAAAGUCAGACUGCCUCUCACCCUC
Pygocentrus nattereri (red-bellied piranha) is the source of this 2079-nucleotide messenger RNA. It is a transcript of the gene gtpbp6, whose product is annotated as GTP binding protein 6 (putative). The record is from RefSeq and is a predicted model, not a curated record. The transcript has 10 exons. Gene Ontology annotation, cellular component: cytoplasm. Gene Ontology annotation, molecular function: GTP binding; ribosome binding. NCBI's taxonomy places the organism in Eukaryota, Metazoa, Chordata, Actinopteri, Characiformes, Serrasalmidae. The coding region runs from base 220 to 1872 and encodes 550 amino acids.